Molecule: messenger RNA, 87 nt
Organism: Debaryomyces tyrocola
Lineage: Eukaryota; Fungi; Ascomycota; Pichiomycetes; Serinales; Debaryomycetaceae
Source: the annotation of a GenBank genome assembly
AUGUCAUUGAUGGAUGAUUUAAGCAUAAGGGACAGACAGAUCUGUAUGUUUAUUUUUCAAAUUCUUGCAUCGACCGGUAUUUUGUAG